Messenger RNA from Chanos chanos (milkfish), 3611 nucleotides. It is a transcript of the gene lrrc8aa, whose product is annotated as leucine rich repeat containing 8 VRAC subunit Aa. Gene Ontology annotation, cellular component: cytoplasm. The coding region runs from base 111 to 2495 and encodes 794 amino acids. The transcript has 7 exons. Gene Ontology annotation, molecular function: protein binding. The record is from RefSeq and is a predicted model, not a curated record. Lineage: Eukaryota; Metazoa; Chordata; Actinopteri; Gonorynchiformes; Chanidae.
AAGUGAUCUGUGUUCCCCUCUCCGACGCUACCGCCGGAGCACCGAGACAUGUUUCAAAAAUGUGUCACAGAGCCUACAGUUCGCUACAGUAACAAACACGGUAAAACAUCAUGAUUCCCAUCACUGAGUUGCGAUAUUUCGCCGAUACCCAGCCGGCGUAUCGGAUUUUGAAGCCGUGGUGGGAUGUCUUCACAGACUACAUCUCCAUCAUCAUGCUGAUGAUUGCUGUUUUCGGGGGAACUCUACAGGUUACCCAGGAUAAGAUGAUCUGCUUACCCUGUAAAUGGGUGGUGAAUCGGACAUGUGAGCACCUGAACGUCAGUGCCACACUCAACCCAGAACCACGAGGCAUUCAGUACGAACUGGAUCGGCACCAGUACAACUACGUGGAUGCUGUGUGCUAUGAAAAUAAGCUCCACUGGUUUGCCAAAUACUUCCCAUACCUGGUCCUUCUUCAUACCCUCAUAUUCCUUGCGUGUUCCAACUUCUGGUUUAAAUUCCCACGCACCAGCUCCAAGCUGGAACAUUUUGUGUCAAUUCUGCUGAAGUGUUUUGACUCUCCCUGGACUACACGAGCCCUGUCAGAAACCGUAGUGGAGGAGAGCGACCCAAAGCCCCCCAGUGGAAAGAUGAACGGAUCGAUGGAUAAAAAGACGUCGAACGUCAGCGAGGACGUGGAGGCUAGUGUGCCCAUGCUUCAGAGGACCAAGUCCAGAAUUGAACAGGGCAUUGUGGACCGGUCUGAAACCGGGGUUCUAGACAAGAAGGAGGGAGAACAAGCGAAAGCAUUGUUUGAGAAGGUAAAAAAGUUCCGUAUCCAUGUGGAGGAGGGCGACAUCGUUUACCGCCUCUACAUCCGCCAGACCAUAAUCAAAGUCAUCAAGUUCAUCCUAAUUAUCUGCUACACCUCCUAUUACGUCGGUUAUAUCCAGUUCCGGGUGGUGUGUGCUGUGGACAUUGAGAAAUUGACUGGUUACAGUAUGUAUUACUGUGCUCACCCUCUUGCCACCCUCUUUAAGAUCUUAGCCUGCUUCUACAUCAGUCUGGUCGUGGUCUACGGCCUUAUAUGCAUGUACACGUUGUGUUGGAUGCUGCGACGAUCCCUCAAACGCUACUCCUUUGAGUCGAUCCGCGAAGAGAGCAGCUACAGCGACAUCCCGGACGUGAAGAACGAUUUCGCUUUCAUGCUGCACAUGAUAGACCAGUACGACCCGCUUUACUCCAAACGAUUCGCCGUUUUUCUGUCGGAGGUCAGCGAGAACAAGCUUCGUCAGCUCAACCUCAACAACGAGUGGACUCUGGAGAAACUACGGCAACGCAUCACCAAGAACUCGCAAGAAAAGCUGGAGCUCCACCUCUUCAUGCUCAGCGGUAUUCCCGACACCGUGUUCGAUCUCGUGGAGCUGGAGGUCCUGAAGCUGGAGCUGAUCCCGGAUGUCACCAUCCCGCCUAUCAUCGCUCAGCUGGCCAACCUCAGGGAGAUGUGGCUGUAUCACACCCCCGCUAAAAUCGAAGCCCCUGCCUUAGCCUUUCUCAGAGAGAACCUGAAGUCUCUGCACAUUAAGUUCACAGACAUUAAGGAGAUCCCGUUGUGGAUCUAUAGCCUGAAGAACCUCAGUGAGCUCCAUCUGACUGGUAAUCUCAGUGCCGACAACAACCGCUUCAUUGUCAUUGAUGGGCUACGGGAACUGAAGAGCCUUAAGGUUCUGAGGCUGAAGAGCAACCUGACCAAGCUGCCUCAGGUGGUGACGGAUGUAGGAGUGCACUUGCAGAAGCUCUCCAUCAAUAAUGAGGGGACAAAGCUGAUGGUGCUGAACAGUCUGAAGAAGAUGGUGAACCUGACGGAGCUGGAGCUGGUCCGUUGUGACCUGGAAAGAAUUCCCCACUCCAUCUUCAGCCUCCAUAACCUGCAGGAGAUUGAUUUGAAGGACAACAAUUUGAAGACUGUUGAGGAAAUCAUCAGUUUCCAGCAUCUCCACAGGCUAGUGUGUCUGAAGCUUUGGUACAACCAGAUCGCUUACAUUCCCAUCCAGAUCGGCACCCUGACCAACCUGGAGAGGCUCUAUUUAAACCGAAAUAAGAUCGAGAAGAUUCCCAGUCAGCUCUUCUUCUGCCGGAAACUCCGCUUCUUGGACCUAAGUCACAACAACCUGACCAGUAUUCCCCCUGACAUAGGCUUCCUCCAGAACCUGCAGUACUUCGCUGUCACAGCCAACCGGAUCGAGUCUUUGCCUCCAGACUUGUUUCAGUGUAAGAAACUGCGGACACUGAACUUGGGGAAUAACUGUUUAACGGUUUUGCCGUCCCGGUUCGGUGAGCUGACGGGUCUGACCCAGCUGGAGCUUCGGGGAAACCGGUUAGAAGGGUUACCAGUCGAACUGGCCGAAUGUCGACUCCUGAAACGAUCGGGACUCAUCGUGGAGGAAGAUCUCUUCAACACACUUCCCACGGAGGUUAAAGAACAACUCUGGAGGGCUGACAAAGAGCAGGCCUGAACAAGAGAGAGGGAGAGAUGGAGUAAGGAGUCUGUUUUUGAGGAUUUGGCCACACUUUGGUUAAAUUUUAUAUUAUCUUUUUUUUUUUUUAAGUUCAGUUGUUUUUUGGUUUUCUUUUAUAUUAUCAAACGAAAGUACAAGGUUGAUCCUUGUCAGAGAUGAAAAGAAGAGUAUAAUUGGGUGGAAUGUAUGAUUGAGGGAGAGAGGGAGAGAGAGAGAGAGAGAGUCACGUUUUUGUACUUAAAACUCUGCACGGGAAUGAGGAACGAUUCUGUGUGAAUGUGUCAGUGCCCCCAGUUCUGUUUCUGUCUGCGCACGUACACACUUUCACAGUCACACGCAGUGCAAAGUCCUCUCCUACACUGCCCCCUACAGUCACAGGGUUGCAUGUCUGCACCGAGAGAUGGAGGACUAAGUGUGUGGACAUAUCUGAGGAACUGUGGGAGGAGGUGUCAGUUCCACAAACGGCGUUCCUGACUGCCAUAACAGUGUGGUUGAACCAGGGUUUUCUUCACCAGGGCAAGGCACCACAAACGUCCGAAUCAGCAUCCACAAACUCAUUAGAUCUAUAAACAAAUCCACACUGUCCUCAAAAAUCUACACACAGAUUCUCAGAACAACUCCCAAUCUACAAAGUAUUCAAAACCACAUGCACACACACAAAACUCUACAUGCAAUAUAACCAAUCCAGGAACUACAGAAAGUGUAUAAAAAGAAACACACACAACUACACACUCAUUAAAGCCCAGAGAAGCUGAGAAAGCACUCCAUUACAGGAUUCAGUGCAUGGGAGACAAGGAAGAGGUUAUACAUCACACACUAAGUCAGCAAGGUUGGCGUGUCGGAAGAGGAAGACGAUGAAGAGGAUUUUUUCUUUACGUAUGUGCUUUUUGUUGGAUGUCCAAACUGGUCAACUCAAAAAAGGGAAUUUAUAAAGUGCAUUUCAGUGCCCUCCUGGUAAUAAAUGGCCUUAAACACUCCCUACCCAUUAAGGGCAAAUGAACAACAGAACAAACUGACCAUCUUUGUUUAUACUGUUAUGAUUUUCCAAAAAAAGAGAGAAAAAAACAGUGGUAAAAAAUAGAAACUGAAACUGAAAACAAAAAUGUACAUGUA